Eutrema salsugineum is the source of this 1350-nucleotide messenger RNA. RefSeq names its product F-box protein PP2-A11. The record is from RefSeq and is a predicted model, not a curated record. The transcript has 3 exons. Gene Ontology annotation, molecular function: protein binding. The coding region runs from base 252 to 1127 and encodes 291 amino acids. NCBI's taxonomy places the organism in Eukaryota, Viridiplantae, Streptophyta, Magnoliopsida, Brassicales, Brassicaceae.
GUCCAAAAUCCGAAUCCUUUACACCAUUUGUCUGUCACCACCAAACCCUUCUUUUCUUCAUUUGCUUUGUUUCUGAGACAAGAUUUUUCAUUUCUUCGUCAAGAGAAGAAACCCACAACAAAAGUCUCGCAAUUUCAUAUGACUUUUCCGUUUUCCGAUUGAAAAUCGACGGCUUAAACAGUUUUUUUAUUUGGUUUCGAUUCAUAUCGGAAAAAAGUUUAUUUUUUUUCCCCAGGGUUUUAAUAAAUUGAAUGGGUUCGGGGUUUUCUCUCUUUCACAAUGAUUCGUCGUCUUCGUCUUGUUCUGGGAGUCGAGGUCUGUUGAAGCUUGGUUUUGGGGAUUUGCCGGAAAGUUGCGUCGCUUUGAUCCUCGAGAAUUUGGAUCCGGUUGAGAUCUGUAGAUUCUCGAAGCUAAACAGGGCUUUCCGUAGCGCUUCAUGGGCUGAUUCCGUCUGGGAAUCGAAGCUUCCUCCAGAUUACAGAUUGAUUCUCGAGAAAAUCCUUGGUGGUUUCCCGGAAAAACUGCGCAAAAGAGAUAUCUAUAAUUUUCUCUCUCGUGUUAAUUCCUUCGACGAAGGCACCAAGAAAGCUUGGGUAGAUAAACGAACCAGUGAUCUCUGUUUAUGCAUAUCGGCCAAGGGAUUAUCGAUCACCGGAAUUGAUGAUCGGAGAUACUGGAGCCACAUUCCGACUGAUGAUUCUCGAUUCUCUUCGGUAGCAUAUGUUCAGCAAAUCUGGUGGUUUGAAGUUGAUGGAGAAAUCGAUUUCCCGUUCCCAGCUGGAACCUACAGCGUCUUCUUCAGGCUUCAGCUAGGCAAACCGGGAAAGCGGUUUGGUUGGAAGGUUUGCAACACUGAACAGGUUCAUGGUUGGGGAGUUAAACCGGUUCGGUUUCAAAUCUGGACCGAUGACGGUCAACACUCUUCGUCUCAAUGCAAGUUAACCGAAUUAGGAAACUGGAAUCAUUACCAUGCUGGAGACUUUGUGGUCGGGAAAUGGAAAAGCUCGUCUACGAAGAUAAAGUUCUCGAUGACUCAAAUCGAUUGUACUCAUACCAAAGGCGGAUUAUGUGUAGAUUCUGUAGUUGUGUAUCCGAGCUCGUGUGUGGACCAGUUGAGGCGGAUUUAAAGUCUCAAACUUGUGGAGUUUGGUUUAGUUAAGAGGUUAAAAACAUGGGGGUUUUAAAGUAGUUUUUAACCUUGUUUGUAGAAUAUUUGGGUGGGGAUAGUUAGAAGAAACUCAUUGUAGAGAAAAAAAGAGGGUAAUUAGGGGUCAUUGUUUCGUAAUUUAGGUCAAAUGUAAACGUGAGUUUGAAGUUAAAGGAGGUUUUUUAUUUUAACUUUCUUGCUAA